This is a messenger RNA of Halichondria panicea, 2445 nucleotides long. RefSeq lists its product as uncharacterized. The coding region runs from base 159 to 2303 and encodes 714 amino acids. NCBI's taxonomy places the organism in Eukaryota, Metazoa, Porifera, Demospongiae, Suberitida, Halichondriidae. The transcript is spliced from 6 exons. Gene Ontology annotation, molecular function: protein binding; histone H3K9 methyltransferase activity; zinc ion binding. Gene Ontology annotation, cellular component: nucleus. The record is from RefSeq and is a predicted model, not a curated record.
CUGGAAUAGUAGAGAGAAGAUAGCCAGGCUAAGCUAGCUAGUUGCACUGACUGCAAGCGAGGUGCCCAUAUAUAAGACAUCAAGGAGAAGGGGAGAAGGACUGUAUCUAGUGAACAAGUGUGUAUAGUCCUGGUGAUUAGUGUGUACUGGGAGACACAAUGUCGUGCAGUGAUGUCUACAGAGCAGCUGACAGCAAUGGAUACGCUGCUGCCUGUAUUGUAGAGAUCCCUUUACCUGAAGAUUAUCAUCAGACGGUGUUGAACUCUCCUCAACCACAACCACCACGCACUGAUGACAACGAUCUCACCAGGACACUGAAGCCUCGCAAGCCCAAGAAGCGGAAGUCUGCCAGAAUGCGAACUCGAACUCGGACCAGAGCCACUCGCAAAGAAUCAAAGAGUGCUGCACCUGUUGUGGUCAGUUCCUACGAGGUGGAGGACAUCUUGGGACACAGGCUCACAUUGAACAAUGGUACUCCAGAGUUCUUACUUAGUUGGAAGGGAUAUCCGGACUCUGAGAAUUCCUGGGAACCUCCAGACAAUCUCGAUGGGUGCUCAGAUAUUCUGUAUUCGUAUAUUGUGGACAAAAUCCUUCUAGUGUCUGGUAACCUACCUCACACAACUUUGUUCACCGACCUCUUACCUGAGAAGUUGAAGAACAUGGCUCUGAAAACAUUGACUGAUAAGCAGUGCCCAGCUAAGAAAAAAAGGUUCAGGAAUGAACGAAAAACCUCAGAGGCACUCCCUGAAAAAGCCACCACCAAUGGCUUCACCAAGAAGAAGAGACCACCACGAUUAUGUGAGCAGGAAAAUGCGCUGCAAGAGCACUGCGCUACAAGAUCAUCACACAAACGCUCCGUGUAUGUCAAUGGGAUUGUGACCCCUCCUAAGUCACAGCUGACUCUCCCUCCAUCGCCUAUUUCCUCUCCAAUCUCCUCGGAAUCCCAUCUUGUGCGAUUCAGCUCUACCUCGUCUAUAAGUGAUGCUGGUGGGGUGUCUUUUCAUCUUCGACUCACCCCCUCCCCACAGCAUGAUAGUGAACUGCCUUCUCCACAACCUGACAGACUUAUGUUUGACCUGGAUCCACCGAUCACCCCACCCUCACCCAGUGCAUGCAUUUCGAGGCAUAUUUUACACAAGCAGACAGUUGUUCAAACCCCUGGGCCUUUGCCACGAGCUAAACGCAAGAUUUUGUGUUUGAAUACAUUACCCACCAAAGCAGCCAAGCCCUCUCCUGUUUCCCCUCAGCGCCCACUACAGACACACAACUGUGAACUGCCUAUGCUGGAGAAGGUGACUAAGAGCAACGGUGUGCACCAAACGACAGAUGUUGUCUUAAACAACCCAUUGGAAAAUGGUGUGGAACACUCCAUAUCUGAAGAGUCCCUUCUUCCCAGAGUUGGCAGAAUACCUGAGCGUGCAGGCUCCCUGCUCUACAAAGAACUGUUACUCAACUGGCAACAUAAGCUCAACAAGCAAAGAGAUGGCACCGACGAAAUUAUCAUCGUAGAGAACAUUGUCGACCGAGUACCUCCACCGGUGAACUUUACCUAUAUCUCUUCUAAUCGCUAUGCACCUGGUGUUCCUGACCCUUCCACUCCCGAGGUAUCCAGCUCUCUCUGUGGCUGUGAGUGUUAUUCUCUGGGGAAGAAAUGUGGCACGAAAUCAGCUUCCUUCUGUUGUCCUUCGAUGGCCUGUGUUGCGUUUGCCUAUACCAGAGCUGGAAAGGUACAAGUCCAGCCUGGAACUCCAAUCUACGAGUGCAACUCUAAAUGUUCCUGCCCCCCAGAUUGUGUUAAUAAAGUUGUACAACACGGUCGAAAGAUACCACUGUGUAUCUUCCGAACCCCCAACCUUAGAGGCUGGGGUGUGCGAUCCAUGCAGCCCAUCAGAGCACACUCGUUUGUCACAGAGUACGUUGGGGAGGUGAUCACCAGCGAAGAAGCUGAAAAGAGAGGUCAUUUGUAUGAUGAGCAGGGAGCCACUUAUUUGUUUGACCUGGACUUUGAUGAUGAUAACUCAGAGUUCACCAUCGACGCAGCCAAGGAGGGUAACAUCUCACACUUCUUCAAUCACUCGUGUCAACCCAAUUUGGUGGUCUACUCAGUCUGGAUCGAGUGUCUGGAUAAGCGUUUGCCGAGGAUUGCAUUCUUCACCACGCGAAACAUCUCCAGUGGCGAAGAGUUGACCUUUGACUAUCAUAUGAACCACAACCAAUCUAGUACUGCAUCUCCAGGGAGGCACAAGAAGACACGCAUGAAAUGUCUGUGUGAGGCAGACAAGUGUUUGGGUUAUUACUACUGAACUAUCUCAUUCUGAGCAAAACUCUUUAGCUGAUUACGCAGGUAUCUUUAACUAUGUUCAUUUGUUACUAAACCCUGUUACUGAUGAAUGUGUCCAUUAUUACUAUGAUAUGAUGAUGAUAUAUGUUUCUAUCAUGUUGUUA